Entamoeba invadens IP1 is the source of this 792-nucleotide messenger RNA. Its product is annotated as splicing factor U2AF 35 kDa subunit, putative. The transcript has a single exon. Gene Ontology annotation, molecular function: pre-mRNA 3'-splice site binding; metal ion binding. The record is from RefSeq and is a predicted model, not a curated record. Gene Ontology annotation, cellular component: spliceosomal complex; U2AF complex. Lineage: Eukaryota; Evosea; Mastigamoebida; Endamoebidae. Gene Ontology annotation, biological process: mRNA splicing, via spliceosome. The coding region runs from base 1 to 792 and encodes 263 amino acids.
AUGUCGACCGAUAAACCUCAAGGCUCCGACCGUCCCAACAAAGAAAAGCCGAUCUGCGACUUUUUCUUUAAAAUUGGAGCGUGUCGUCAUGGAGAUUCGUGUAAAAAGCAACACUUCCGUCCCGAGAGUAGUCAGACUUUAUUAUUCACACGAAUGUACCAAAACCCUAAAAUUCGAAUCGACGAAAGCGAAGGUCUUGAAAAAGACGAGAAAAAGAUGCGGCAUGAUUUCAAUGAGUUUUAUGAGGAUGUAUUUAGUCAGAUUCAGAAUUAUGGGGAGGUCGAAGAAUUUAUAGUGUGUGGGAAUGACAACGACCACAUGAUGGGUAACGUCUACGUCAAAUAUACCAAAGAAGAAGAAGCCAAAAAGGCCAAAGACGAGUUAACUGGAAGAUACUAUGCUGGUAAAAUGCUUCAACCAUCAUUUUGUCGCGUCACUGAUUUUAGAGAGGCAAUUUGUAGACAACAAGAACAAGGAACUUGUACUCGUGGUGGCCAAUGUAAUUUCAUUCAUGUUAUUGAACCCGAUCCUUCACUAAAAAGAGGACUCUUUGCAAAUCAAUUGUCUCGGCGUAAGCGAGAAAAAGAAGAAAGGAGACGAAGGUAUGAGAAUGAUGAAAGAAGAGAUAGAAGUGAUAGAGAUUCAUAUAGGAGAAGUCGAGACGAUCGUCAUUAUCGUUCUCGUUCGAGAAGUGAUUCACGUGAAAGAAGAACACACGACAGGUAUAGAAGAGAAAGAAGUGAUUCACAUGAGAGUCGACUGAAGCGGGGUGACUCGUCCGAAAAGAAAUAA